UGUUAGUCUGUCUGGAUAAGGGAGACACCACCCCGAGAGUCAUGGCCUGGAGGUGGUGUCUACAGAUGAGAAUCUAGAGACCAGGCCAUGACAGAGCCAUGUUGUGGACUCAGCUCUUAUUCAGCUUGGUCAGGUGCAGUGCCAGUCUGAGUUCGUGUGUGAGAUGGAAAGGUCUGGAGUAAAUAUAGUAAGUCUUGUAUCCACAGACAAUACAAGCUCUGGUAUCUAACUUCUUUAUCAGGGCAGUUUCUCUCCUAUGCUGCAAUUCCCAACAGUGGUAGCUUGGCAGUGCUGGGGCUUGAACCCCCCACCUUCUGAUCUGUAACCAGAGCUUUAACCAUUGAGCCAGCACUGCCCAGUUGUGGUGGUUUGGGCAGUUUACAGGGACAUACCCUAGUCAGCUUCUGGUCAGCUGUAUCAGGCACAUACAUUCCACUGGACAGGGUAAAACCAGAACCAGAUUAUAUCUCAGAAUAUCUGGGGAUUCACCAGGAGGAGCAGGAAUCUGGGGCUGACCUUCUCAGCCUGUUGUCACUGAGAUACACAGCAGGAAAAUCUAAAGUAAACUUGAAUGAAUGAAUAAUUUUCCAGUCCUUCACUAGACCCCUGAGGAAGACCCUGGGGUGUGUCAGUCAUAUGGUAUCAGAGUGUGUGUCAUGUUUUUAUUUAAUUCUCCAGCUGUAGGUUCUGAUGAUGACGAUCCAGUCAGCGAUUAGCAGAGACAUCUUCACUCCACACCACGAGAAGUUAUUAACAGUGAUUGAAGUGAGGAAGAGGAGGAGAAGAAGACUGACCUUCAUCCCAGCAGGGCGUAAGGGGGAUUACAUCACCUUCCUGUGUCUGUCAGUGACGAAUAGAAAGCCGACUCAAGUUUUUAUCACCAAAGUGAAGCAGUUUGAAUUUUCUCCACAAUUUGAGAAACGUUCUCACUGGAGUCUGGAUCAGCUGCGCCGCGUCGACGGCAUCGACCCCGCCAAGGACAGUCCCGAGUUUGACCUGGUGUUUGAUCACAGAUCUGAUCAGUGGGUCGCUGCGUCUUCAGCUGAGAAAUGUAUGUUCAUUCAGAUUCUCUAUCAUCUCUGCCAACAUUACUGGAAGAAACAGAUUGACCUGAGAGUCACAGCGCCCCCUGUGGGUCAGAAACCCACCACCACCACCCCUCCUUCCACCUCCACCACCAUCACCCCUCCCUCCACCGCCACCACCACCCCUGCCUCCACCGUCACCACCACCCCUCCCUCCACCUCCAACGAGCAAACACCUGGUCUGAAGAAAAAGCAGAAGAAAGGGCGUGAUGUGCCACGUCCCACCGAAUUCGUUAACUGCCAGUCCAAAUUACUGGGAGAUGCCUGCUCACUAAACAUCGUCAUCUACCGCUGUAAGAUCUUCCUGCACAGGAUGAGGAACUCCAUGACCUCUGCUCAAGAACCAAGUCACAGUCAGAAAGCUUCUCCUGUGAAAGUGGGCGUGGCUAGCUCCUCCCCUCCGGCACAGAGCAUCAUGGGAACAGUGGGUCGCAGGGCAAGUCAGGUGUUCAGCGUUGAUGUUAAACAUCUCACUGAAAACACGCAGAAGUUUGCCCUGAAGCAUCGGGAUUAAAUGAAUCACUCCAUCAUCUCCUCUGUGCAUGCUUAAUGCAGUGCCUUUAUUACACACACACACACACACACACACACACACCCCACACACACACUUUACAGAAGCUUAUAAUAAUGUUUUUUUUGCUCUGAACGCUUUGUAAUAAUCUCAGUGUAACGAGUGUUUGAGCCGCUAGAGGGCGAUGCUGAGUUCUGAAAACACUGAGGUUCACUUUGUAAAACGUCUUAAAAGCAUUUUGUGUAUUUUUAUUUUUUUAUGUUAAACAGUAACAUGACUGGACUAAUGUUACACACUUAGACAUGCAUAUAAAUGCUACCAACACGUUUAAUAAUAUAAUACACUCUGUAGACACACAGGAGAUCAUAACUCACUUUUUUGAGGAAAUUAUUUCAUUCUGGUCAUAUUAUUAUUAAUUUACAGCAUUUUACACAACUGAUUAAUUUACACUCAGAAAAAAACACUUCAGUUUUGUUAUUUAGAGGAAUUCAAACCUGUAGUUUAAAUUUAAUACACUUUUAAGGUAUA
This is a messenger RNA of Ictalurus furcatus (blue catfish), 2124 nucleotides long. It is a transcript of the gene stxbp6l, whose product is annotated as syntaxin binding protein 6 (amisyn), like. Lineage: Eukaryota; Metazoa; Chordata; Actinopteri; Siluriformes; Ictaluridae. The record is from RefSeq and is a predicted model, not a curated record. The coding region runs from base 691 to 1599 and encodes 302 amino acids. The transcript is spliced from 6 exons.